AUGGAUUUGUCUAAUAAUGAUAUAACUAAAUUAGAUGUAAGCGAUUGUUAUGUACUAGGGCGAAUAAUUGUAGCAAAUAAUAGUCUUACUAAAUUUCUAAAUCAACCUAGAGAUAUUAUUAAUCCUGAAAAACUAACAUAUUUAAAUAUGAUGAACAAUAAUAUUGAUGAAAUUAAUUUGAAUCAUUUUUACGACUUCUAUAAUUUAGAAGAAUUAUAUAUUGGAACAGAUGAUAGACUAAAACUAGAACAAGGUUCUUAUAAUCGUUUUCAUGGCACUCUAAGACCUCUAAAAAAUUUGACGCAUUUAAAGGUUUUGGACAUUUCUAACACUGAUAUUAGUAAAGGCUUAAGGCAUUUACCGAAUAGCUUAGAAAAAUUCUUUUUUGAUGCUAAUCGGCCCGGAGCCAAAGUAGCAAGAAUUAAAGAGAAACUUAGACCUUUUAAAGGAGAUUUUAAGAAAUAUAAGAAAGAAAAAUCGAUGAAAAUUUCACGUAAAAAAUCAGUAGAAAAUUAUGAAUCAGAAGACCAACUGGAAAUUAAUAACUUGCUAAUAGUAGGACGUACCGGCAAUGGUAAAUCAACACUUGCAAAUGUAUUGAGUAAUACAAAUAGAUUUAAAGAAAGUGACAAAUCAGUUAGUGUGACUAGGUACUUCGAAGACGAGAUGUUUACGCAUAAUGGAAAAUUAUAUCGAGUGGUUGAUACAAUAGGAGUGGGUGACACUAAAUUACCUAAGAAACAAGUCAUACUAAGAAUAGCUGAAGCUGUCUUUACUAUGAAAGAAGGGAUAAAUCAAGUUUUUUUUGUUGUAGGAAGAAGAUUCACUAAAGAAGAGAUUGAUACUUUUGAGUUACUAAAAACAGUUAUUUUCGAAAGUAAUAUUAUCAAACAUACUACAAUAAUAAGAACCAAUUUUACUAACUUUAGGUAUCCAGAUAGGGUUAAAACUGAUCGUCAAGAAAUAAUGGAUGAAAAUAAGGUUCUUGCUGAAAUAAUAAAUUCAUGCAAUGGAAUUAUUCAUAUCGAUGCUCCUCCGAUUAAUAUUGACUGUGAACUACGUUCACGUUUAAAUAAAGAAGACAGGAAAGAAUCAAGAAAUAUUUUACUAAAUCAUAUAGAGAGAUUUAAUGGAAAUUAUAAACCUUAUCUAAAAACUUGGGAUCAACUUUAUGUAAAAGUUUGUAACUACAUGAAAAUGAAGUAUGAGUUAGAAAAAAUCUUACAAAAUUCGAAUUCUUUUGAGGAGAUCAAUAGAAUAAAGGAAAAAAUAGCAAAAUUAGAAGAAAAAGUUGUCAAAGAAACUGAGUUGCAAUGUGAUGUAGAAAUACCUUUGUUUGCGAAAAUAAAACUUUGUUUUAAAAGCAAAAAUGAGUGA
Dentiscutata heterogama is the source of this 1377-nucleotide messenger RNA. NCBI's taxonomy places the organism in Eukaryota, Fungi, Glomeromycota, Glomeromycetes, Diversisporales, Gigasporaceae. The record is from the annotation of a GenBank genome assembly.